Messenger RNA from Lemur catta (Ring-tailed lemur), 3228 nucleotides. RefSeq names its product patatin like phospholipase domain containing 8 (gene PNPLA8). The coding region runs from base 90 to 2435 and encodes 781 amino acids. Gene Ontology annotation, cellular component: membrane. The transcript is spliced from 9 exons. NCBI's taxonomy places the organism in Eukaryota, Metazoa, Chordata, Mammalia, Primates, Lemuridae. The record is from RefSeq and is a predicted model, not a curated record. Gene Ontology annotation, biological process: arachidonate metabolic process.
GUAAGACCAUGAAUUAUGGAAUUUCUUAAAUGAAGCAUUCAGGAAUGAAAUGAGAGAAUGUCACAUAGAAAAUAGAUGAUUUUUAAGUUAUGUCUAUUAAUUUGACUGUAGAUAUAUAUAUUUACCUCCUUAGUAAUGCAAGAAGUCUUUGUGGGAAGCAGAGAAACAAGCAACUGCAUUUCUUGUUUGCAUCUAACCAUUACUGGAGGAUAAGUCACAUCAGUCUACAAAGAGGUUUUCAUACAAGCAAAAUAAGAUGUAAAUGGACCAAAAGUCAAGCACAUUCUUGCAGUAAGCACUGUUACUCUCCAAGCAACCAUGGUUUACAUAUUGGAAUUUUGAAACUUAGCACUUCUGCUCCUAAGGGACUUACAAAAGUGAGCAUUCGUAUGUCCCGUAUUAAAAGUACUUUGAACUCUGUUUCAAAGGCUAUUUUUGGCAGUCAGAAUGAAAUGAUUUCACGUUUAGCUCAAUUUAAGCCAAGUUCUGGAAUAUUAAGAAAAGUAACGGAUAGUGGCUGGUUAAAACAGAAAAACAUUAAACAAGCCAUCAAAUCUCUGAAAAAAUAUAGUGAUAAAUCAACAGAAAAGAGUCUUUUUCCAGAAGAGAAAAGUCAUGUUAUAGAUAAAGAAGAAGAUACAGGUAAACAAAGUCUUUUUCGUUACACGAAUUCUAUAACCGAAAAAUUUGGAGAAUCAUUCUACUUUUUAUCAAAUCAUAUUAAUUCAUAUUUCAAACGUGAGGAAAAAAUGUCUCAAAAAAAGGAAAAUAAACAUUUCCUGGACAAAUCAGAAGGUAAAAAUGUUGAAGAAGGGAAACCAAGUUCUCUAGAUCCUGGCAUCUUGACUGACAAGCCAGGCUCAGAAUCUUCUUUAGAUCCUGUGGACAAGUCUGCAAGUCCCAGUGGGAUACCUGACGUUCUUCCAGUGUCGACUAAACAAAGUAUUGCUAACUUUCUUUCCCGUCCCACCGAAGGUGUGCAAGCUUUAGUAGGUGGUUAUAUCGGUGGACUUGUCCCCAAAUUAAAGUAUGAUUCAAAAAGUCAGUCAGAAGAACGGGAAGAACCUGCUAAAACUGAGCAGGCUAUCAGCAAAGACAAAAAUGCAGAGGAGAAAAAGCGUUUAUCUCUUCAGCGAGAAAAGAUUAUUGCAAGAGUGAGUAUUGAUAACAGAACCCGGGCAUUAGUUCAGGCAUUAAGAAGAACAGCUGACCCAAAGCUCUGCAUUACUAGGGUUGAAGAAUUGACUUUUCAUCUUCUAGAAUUUCCUGAAGGAAAAGGAGUGGCUGUCAAGGAAAGAAUUAUUCCAUAUUUAUUACGACUGAGACAAAUUAAGGAUGAAACUCUUCAGGCUGCAGUUAGAGAAAUUUUGGCCUUAAUUGGUUACGUGGAUCCAGUGAAAGGCAGAGGAAUCCGAAUUCUUACAAUUGAUGGUGGAGGAACAAGGGGUGUGGUUGCUCUUCAAACACUACGAAAAUUAGUUGAACUUACUCAGAAGCCAGUGCAUCAGCUCUUUGAUUACAUUUGUGGUGUGAGCACAGGUGCCAUAUUAGCUUUCAUGUUGGGAUUGUUUCAUAUGCCCUUGGAUGAAUGUGAGGAACUUUAUCGAAAAUUAGGAUCAGAUGUAUUUUCACAAAAUGUCAUUGUUGGAACAGUCAAAAUGAGUUGGAGCCAUGCAUUUUAUGACAGUCAAACGUGGGAAAAGAUUCUUAAGGAUAGAAUGGGAUCUGCACUAAUGAUUGAAACAGCAAGAAAUCCCACAUGUCCUAAGGUAGCUGCUGUAAGUACCAUAGUAAACAGAGGGAUAACGCCGAAAGCUUUUGUGUUCAGAAACUAUGGUCAUUUUCCUGGAGUCAACUCUCAUUAUUUGGGAGGCUGUCAGUAUAAAAUGUGGCAGGCCAUUAGAGCCUCAUCUGCUGCUCCAGGCUAUUUUGCUGAAUAUGCAUUGGGAAAUGAUCUUCAUCAAGAUGGAGGUUUGCUUUUGAAUAACCCUUCAGCAUUGGCAAUGCAUGAGUGUAAAUGUCUUUGGCCAGAUGUCCCACUAGAGUGCAUAGUAUCCCUGGGCACCGGGCGUUAUGACAGUGACGUGAGAAACACCGUGACACACACAAGCUUAAAAACCAAACUUUCUAAUGUUAUCAACAGUGCUACAGAUACAGAAGAAGUCCAUAUAAUGCUUGAUGGUCUGUUACCUCCUGACACCUAUUUUAGAUUCAAUCCUGUAAUGUGUGAAAACAUACCUCUCGAUGAAAGUCGAAAUGAAAAGUUGGAUCAGCUGCAGUUGGAAGGGUUGAAGUACAUAGAAAGAAAUGAACAAAAGAUGAAAAAGGUUGCAAAAAUAUUAAGUCAAGAAAAAACAACUCUGCAGAAAAUUAAUGAUUGGAUAAAAUUAAAAACUGACAUGUAUGAAGGCCUUCCAUUCUUUUCAAAACUGUGAUGAGUGUGUGCAUAUGUUCUCAUAAAUGAAGGCCUGUCCAGAAGAUUCACCAAAUUCAGUAAGAAAUUGUGGGGUUCAACGUGAGUUAAUGUUGAAAUACUUACAAAUUCUGGGAAAUCCUGAAAAAGAUGGUGCUUUGGCCAGCUUGCACAGCACAGAGGAUAUGCUUGGCUACAGAAUUCAUGUGGGAAUUAGGUUUUUAAAAUGUUAAUAAUUAACUAAACUUUAGGAAUUGUAUUAUUGUGCUAGUUGGUUUUAAUAGAUAUUGGUGUUAUACUGUUUGAUGUUUGAAAAUGUAUUAAUGUAUGUGCCAAACAAGAAACUAAAAACUAUCAUAUCCUCCUUUUAUUUUUGCUUCAGUCAUCAUAAUCAUGUUGAAUUUAUGUGAUCAUUGAUUUUAUUUCAUUUGGAAAGCUAAUUUCUUCUUAAAUUUACAUUAUUUAAUGUUUUCACUAGCUACCUUUUGCAAUCCACAUGCCACCUUUUACUACAAUUCCAUCUAAAUAGAUGCAGAAAAUGGAAUUUUCUCUACUAAAGUACUUUUACAUUUGAAAUAUGAAAGAACCAAAUACAGUUUUCUAUUCAGAAUUUGCUUAUUUUAACAUUAUGGGGUUAAAAAAAGGUGAAGUUCUAAUCAACCACUUUUUCCCCUGAAAUUUCCAGAUAAUGCUGUGUUAACUUUUCCAGCUCUAGCUCUAGCUUAUCAUUUCCUGUUAUAAAGUUGUUUGAAUUUACUGAGAAAAUAUUCCUAUCAUUAACAAAAAUAAACUGUUGAAAUAAUCUGCUGUUAAAA